This is a messenger RNA of Xiphophorus couchianus (Monterrey platyfish), 3447 nucleotides long. RefSeq names its product innate immunity activator b (gene inavab). Lineage: Eukaryota; Metazoa; Chordata; Actinopteri; Cyprinodontiformes; Poeciliidae. The transcript has 10 exons. Gene Ontology annotation, biological process: adherens junction maintenance; positive regulation of protein ubiquitination. The record is from RefSeq and is a predicted model, not a curated record. The coding region runs from base 323 to 2164 and encodes 613 amino acids.
CUUUACUGAGCUCGUGGAGUAUCUUAUUCAACAACGGCUGCGUUUGGGGGACUAAAUUUAUCUUAAUGUUCGGGUUUUGUCAUAGUAAUUAGAAAUUUUAACCUGACACAGAAACUUGGCGGGGUUUUCAUCACUUUUGUAGUCGGCGUAAAGAAGAAACUUCCAGGUUAAAUCUGGGAGGAUGCGAGCAGCCGAUGGAGCGCUGACUGUAUGGAUGUAGCUGGGGCACGAUGCUAGCAAGCUAACUGACCGGAGAGGGCAUGGUGUGGCUCUUAUCGUUUGCUUCAAUCGAAAACCAGUAACAAGUAGUCGAUCAGCUGACAUGGAAGUCACUGGAGAAAUCAGCGACACGGACAGCGGCAUUAUUCUUCAUUCAGGCUCCGACAGUCCAACUACGCAUGCAAAAGAUGUGACCACACACACGCGGGCCAUGAAGCUGAAACACCAGGCGCUCCAAGACCGGCUGGAGAUUUGCAUACUGGAGCUGAAGAAGCUCUGCAUCCGAGAGGCUGAGCUGACAGGUCAGCUGCCAAAGGAUUACCCUCUGCUACCAGGAGAGAAGCCUCCACAGAUUCGCAGACGCAUCGGCGCUGCUUUUAAACUGGAUGAGCAAAACAUUCCUCAGGGAUCAGAGAGUUCAGAACUGAGUCUGGUGGAUGCCGAUUUGGCUCUUCAGAUGAAGAUUUACGAAGCUGCCCGCAAGCUCUGUGAGGAAGAUCACCUGAGCAAGUCUGUCAGGAAGAGUCGGAUACUGCACAGCAAAACUGAAGAAAAGAAACUUAAGAAGCUUCAAGAAAAGGCCUUUCAGCUGCGGCUGGAGCGUGGCCGAUCAUCGCCACUCCCUGGUCUUAAUGUUACACAACAAGAUCUUGGCACAUCUGAUGACAGCUCUUUAUCUGAUUCUGCGGUGCAAGAUGAAGAAGUUACAAGCCAGACCUCGCAGCCAUCCUCUGGUCUUCCUUAUCCAGUGGAAACGGAUUCGCCCCGGCCGCUCACCAUGUCCUCACAUUCCUGCGUCAACAGCUCCUACAUGUCUUCAUCAGCGGCUCCUCGGUCGCCGCUGUCUAACCCCUGUCAGUCUCCCUGCCCCAGCAUCGACUCCAAGUUGAGUUUUAGCUCCAGCCCUGCAUACGACCCCCCUCCCAUCCAGCACUCCCCAUGGUCGGAGUCCAGUCUUGACCAGCCGUACCAGAAGAGCAAGAAGUCGCGUUCCUCCAGCACAAAGAGCAGUCCAGCCAAAUCUGAAUUGUUGCCACCGUUGGAGGCUUGCUUACCUCAACAACUGUCCCAUAUGAGACUGGGCCGCACCCAGUCCAGCAGCACCCCCUCCACCCCAGAGAUGCGUGUGCACAGACAGCUCUCCCUCAGGGUGUCCAAUCCUGAAUCGUCAUUUUAUAAGGAGCGUGGCCGUACCAGAGGUCCCAGGCGACGUCUGACAGAAUACCAGAUAAUGUUACCAGAAGCUCAUUCUCCUACGAUGAGCUACAGCAGCUGUGCUAGCUCUGAAGACAGCAACUCUGAACGCUCCUUCUCUAUUCACAGCAACUCCCCAUGUCAGGAGUUCCCCUCUCAUCCACGCAGACAGUAUCAGGCUACACCCCCUCUCUGCAGCCCAGAAGGCAGCUAUGGUCCUCAAGGUCUCGCUCCCACCACCUUUCAUCGCAACCCCAGGUCUCUAAUGAGUCCUGUGGUUCAGAGACCGUAUUACGAUGAAGAAAUGGUCUACCCCGCUGACAUGGACCUGACUCGGCUCCGUAUCCCGCAACAAAUGGCUUGCUCCCCCAACACAUAUGAAUAUUAUUACAGAAAAGCUGCUAUUCCGCACCAGAGAGUACAGAGGCCUGUGCCUCCUGAUAUCAGACUCACCCCCCCAGCACAGAUGGACAACAUGCACUACAGCUUCCACGGUCUCCCACGUCAGGUGGUGAAUGAGCAGCUGAAGUCCUGGCACCGCCGCAGUCAGUUCAAACCGCCACGGUCUCGCUCUCUGGACAGACAGGGAGCAGUCAGGCUGAAAAACAUGUCAACUCGAGAAUCAACCAGCUUCCAGAAUCAGAAACACCACGACCAAGUUAUCCAAAGAGGAGCCAUGCAGAAAGCUGAAGAAGAAGCUCCAGAGCACUGGAUGAUCGACAAUGGCUCUCACUACAUGAGUCAAGUGUGAAGAUCAGAGAUUAAUUCACCGACUGCAGUUUUACAUGUUGAACCACAAUACAAUGGUCUGAAUAUCAAUAGUAUUGUCCGAAGGUAUUUUUACCAUUCUGUUUACUCACUUUAUUUCAUUUGCGCACAUAAAAUGAGGAUAAAGAUUGGAACGUCUUGCCAACAGAAAUCAGCAGAAGGUCAACAUUUCCUCAGCAGAAUUGAAUUUGCUGCAGAUGUUUAGAUUUGAUUUAACAUUUUUAAAUACAUUUUGCCAUGUUAAGGGAAUGGAGUCUUGCUGCUGCUGCUCUUGUUCAGUCUGAAAUGCUUGUGUCAUAAAACCUAAAUCUUUAAUAUGUGGAAAAGUCAUACAUUGUUAAGUAGGUGUAUAAAGACAAAAAACUAACAAUAAUUGUUUGCUGGACAUAAAGUUUCAUUUAAAAAGUAACUUUAUGUCCUUAAAGCUGAAGCAUGAAUUAUGAAAUUCAGGUACCGAGCUUUAGGUACUAAACUUUUUUUAGUUGGUAACAUCGCAGGUUUCUGUGAGGAUGUACAAAGAAAAGUUGUCUUUUUUCUAGUAGAUGUGAAAUAAUGUCAUCCUUUUCAACCUGUUUUAGGGUAAUGAUCCACUAUGUAAUAAUAAUAAAGAUUAAAAGCAUAUUUUUAUGAAAUAAUCCCAGUUAAUGAGCUUGGGCUGCCUGUAGUCAGUGUCCUGAGAUUAAAAUCUUUGUUGUGUGUGUAUGUGUGUUAUAUAUAUAUAUAUAUAUAUAUAUGUAUUUUAGGCUUCACUGGCUAACUUGAAUAACUAACCCACUGAGUUAAAAUAGUCAAAACAAGGUACUAACCUAAACAUGUGACGACUAAAGCAGCAAAAUAACAGAAGCAAAGUCGAAACUGAAUCUCUUGGCAGCUAUUAAGAGGUCAAACUGAAAUUCAUAUCCUUAAAGCUUUAACUCUACCUUGGGUUGGUUUUAUUUUUGUUUUCAUUUUAAUUUCUUUUUUUUUUAAGCACCACCAGUGGUUGAUUAACAAUGUAAUUUGCACCCUAAAAACCACACAAAGCCAAACUUGAACUCAAAGCAGACAUGGACCAGAGUUUGUAGAACAAAUCUAUUUUAUUGCUGUUUUUUAUAUAUAUAUUUUAAAUAGAGCACAAUCAUUUUACCUUGUGUGCCUCUUGUUUUUUUACUGCCUUUUACCUAUUUAUCUGUGUUUGCAGUUAGUAUUUGGUAAAUGUGUUGCUGUUUAACAAAACCUGUGAUUUUGGUUUUACUGUGGAAGUAAAAAAGUAUUGUUUGAACACAA